Messenger RNA from Acytostelium subglobosum LB1, 2085 nucleotides. RefSeq lists its product as hypothetical. The record is from RefSeq and is a predicted model, not a curated record. Gene Ontology annotation, cellular component: SMC loading complex; chromatin. Gene Ontology annotation, biological process: maintenance of mitotic sister chromatid cohesion; mitotic sister chromatid cohesion. The coding region runs from base 1 to 2085 and encodes 694 amino acids. Lineage: Eukaryota; Evosea; Eumycetozoa; Acytosteliales; Acytosteliaceae. The transcript has 7 exons. Gene Ontology annotation, molecular function: double-stranded DNA binding.
AUGGUGGCAUGUGGAGAGAUAACCAAUGCGGUUAGAUGUUUAUGUGCAUUACUUGGUGAAUCACAUGCCACAAUGAACAACAAUCAAUCAAUCAAUGGCGGCGAUGGUGCCGGCGGUGUUAGAUCAUUGGUCGAUGCAUUUGUCAAUGUCAGCAACAACAAUAACAACAACAACAGCAUUAUAACUCAAACAGUUGUACUAUCAAAUAUUGAAGAGGCCAUUACUCGUGUUCGUCUCUCAGAACUACUGCUUCAAUAUACAUUCAAUCAUCACGAGGCCAGGUAUCACUUGGAGAAGGCUAGGUUACUUCUCGACACAGACUCAACAGAGGACUCACUUGAGCUACUCUGCAAGAUAUCAUCAUACUUGACUGACUUCUUCAUCAGUGGCAAUGCAAUCAACUUGUCAAAGCAGUGGAUAAAGAAAGGUCUUACAUAUUCUUCAUCAAUGAACAAUCAGAGAUGGAAACUAUACUUCUUGAUCAAGAACACUUAUGUACUCUUCAUUGAGAAUCAACCAAAGUUGAUACAUAGCACAUUGGAUCAAGCUUUAAAGAUGGUCACUGAUUCAAAUGAUGACUUUAGUCAUUCACUUGUAAAGUUGAUCAAGACUCACUAUUCAUUGAUGUACUGGGAUUAUACAUCAGUCGCAACACAUCUGACUGAGGUGAGCGCAAUGAUCAAACUGAUGGGCGAUCAACUCGAAAGAUAUAAGUCACAAUCAAUCAAUCUCAGUGUCAAUGGCAAUGGCAAUAGCAACAUCAAUGGCAAUGUCAAUGUAAAUUCAAUUCAAUAUCCACAAUUCUUCCAACAAAUAUUCAACUCCUCCAAGUCCAAUCAAACAAAGAGAAUGGACCUAAUGAUUCGCGAUGUCGUUAUAUCUUUCGAACAGCUUCGAUUAUAUUAUUGCUUUAUCAAUGUUAGCUUCUUGAUGAGAGUUGGCGACUACAAACAAACUGGCACACUGCUCGAGCAGAUGCAAGUGUACUUCACCAAUCUAGUCGACAUGAUAUCGGUGGACGUCUCAGCACCACUGCCCAUCUUUAGCUUUGGUCAUCAUGGCAUCAAGUACAUGUCAGUCGUGUGUUAUCUAAUGUUUGCCAUCCAUGCCAGAAUGAUUGGCGAGCUCCAAAAGUCGUUGUGUUGCCUGGCCAACGCACUCAAGUUGAUCGACGGCGAGAUUGCGAUAGUGUACGCUCAGUCACGUGGCGAACUCAACAGUGACAAGAUGUCAGAGAUCCGAUCAAUACUGCGGCUCAAGUUUAUGGUUCACGAGAACAUGUUCUACAUUCGCCUGACACACUACGAUCUGGACUCAUCAUUCAUUGAGCUCCAGAACUGUGUCUAUCUAUUUCAAAACCAUCCAUUACUCUUCACUGACUUUGGUGUCUCGGCAAUCCACACUCUUUCCGCUCUUUAUCUUCAAGCACUUGGACAUCCAGAGCUUUCAAAGCCUCACAUUGACAUAUCACUUCAUAAAGCCAAACGAUUUGAUGUACAGAUAUUGUCAAUCAUCAGGCUGGCAAUUUAUAAUAUUAGCACUGGCGAGAUGGAAACUGCCAAAAAGAUCAUCAGGGAUUACUUAUCGCAGUUGGAGAAUCAUCCACAACUGCUGUUCAAGACGACAUCAUUGUUCCUUGAUGGUAUUACCCAGGCAUCAAUAUCACCGAAUGAGGCCAAGGAGAAGUUCAAAGAGUGUCUAGACAUCUUGAACACCAACUUUACACAUAGCCAACUGACAACAAACGUUCUAAUAUCAUUGGCCAGAUUAUAUCUUCAGUAUCCAAAUCACAAUCACAGUCACAACAAUGACAACAAUGAAAAUGACAACAACAACAACAACAAUACUUCAUCACUGGCAGAGUCAGCAUUGAUGAUGGCGACAGUAACAAACGAUUUGAUAUCCCAGUGCAAUUGCAAUAUGAUAGUUCGGAGUGGUGGUGGCAGCAGUGCCACUGAUGGCAGCAAUGGAAACAUCCUGGAUCAUCAGCUAUUCGAACGACGCGACGCCACCCUCUCCAAAAGUCUGGAAACACUUGAUCAGAAGAAGGCAUACUUUAAGAUGUUGCUCGAUAAAGAUCGCUGA